Messenger RNA from Rotaria sp. Silwood2, 222 nucleotides. Lineage: Eukaryota; Metazoa; Rotifera; Eurotatoria; Philodinida; Philodinidae. The record is from the annotation of a GenBank genome assembly.
AUGGUUAAACAUUUUCAACAAAAGAAAUUUCAAUGUCUAUUUGAUACAAAUGAUGCAUUUAUAAUUGAAGAAGGAAAAGAUUAUUGGAAAAGACGUACAAAAGAAGCAAUAUAUUCAAUAAUAAGUGAGUCAGUAAAUACACAUGAUGAAAUUAAUGCAGCAUGGACACCAAUAUUACAUAAAGCAAAACAUCAUAUUCAACGAAAGAUCGAAUCAACUUGA